AAUAGUUAAAAUAAUAAAUUAGUUUCAAUUCGACAAUGGCUCUAUCGGCAGGUUUUACGGCUUCUUUGCCCACCAAUUACGAGUAUUACACUUCUACAGGAAUAAACUCGGGACUCAAUGCCAACCAGAGCUUUUUCACCCUCAAUGAUAAGCUGAUUAAGAUUUACAGUGGUGCAAUGCACUACUUUCGAGUACCCCGACCAUACUGGAGGGACCGCUUGAGGAAGAUUAGGGCUGCCGGUUUGAAUACUGUAGAAACGUACGUUCCAUGGAACCUGCAUGAACCGGAAAAUGGUAAAUUCGAUUUCGGCGAAGGAGGCUCGGAGUUUGAAGACUUCCUGCAUCUGGAGGAAUUUUUGAACGCAGCCAAAGAAGAGGAUUUGUUUGUUAUAUUAAGAACAGGCCCCUAUAUUUGCUCCGAGUACAACUCGGGAGGAUUCCCCAGCUGGCUGUUGCGGGAAAAACCCAUGGGAUUUCGGACAUCAGAGGAAAAUUAUAUGAAGUUUGUCACAAGAUUCUUCAAUCUUGUUUUGACUCUUCUAGCAGCCUUUCAGUUUCAACUAGGAGGCCCAGUGAUCGCUUUCCAAGUGGAGAAUGAAUACGGCAAUUUGGAAAAUGGAGCGGCUUUUCAGCCAGACAAGGUUUACAUGGAGGAAUUGCGCCAGCUGUUCCUAAAAAAUGGCAUAGUGGAACUUUUGACUAGUGCGGAUAGUCCACUGUGGAAAGGAACUUCGGGUACAUUGCCGGGGGAGCUGUUUCAAACAGCGAAUUUCGGAGAUAAUGCGGUAAAUCAGCUGAAUAAACUGGAGGAGUUUCAACCAGGCAGGCCGUUAAUGGUAAUGGAGUAUUGGAUAGGUUGGUUUGACAAUGUGGGGGGCGAGCACUCCGUUAAGUCCGAUGAAGACUCCCGAAGGGUUCUGGAGGACAUUUUCAGCAAAAAUGCCUCCUUCAACGCAUACAUGUUCCAUGGAGGGACGAACUUCUGGUUCAAUAAUGGAGCAAAUCUAGACAAUGACUUAAUGGAUAAUUCUGGAUACACUGCAAUAACAACCAGCUACGACUACGACGCCCCCAUUAGCGAAAGCGGAGGAUAUCGCAACAAAUACUUCAUAGUCAAGGAGCUGGUGGCCGCAGACAAUCCAGUUCAGACUUUCACACCAGAAGCUCCCGAAUAUAUCGAGCCUCUGGCCUACGAAAGCUCGCGAAUUGAGCAGUUUCUCCCAUUAAGAACUCUGCUGGAAGAAAAUUCUCCUAUAUCCAUUCGAAGCGAGCAACUGCUCCCCAUGGAGAUGCUAGACAUCAACGAUGGAUCAGGGCAGAACAAUGGAUACAUCGUCUACCAGAAGGACAACGUGGAUUUGGAGGAAAAUUCAGUGUUGACUAUUGAAGGUAAUGUUUGCGACACUGUCCUGGUUCUGGUUGAUGGAGAUCUAGUGGCGCCGACAAAAUUAAGCUCCUUGGCCGAUUUGGAUGGCUUCGGCUACUGGAGGCUCAAAGACUCUUCAGUGCAAAUCAACGAAGAACCGAAAUUUCAAUCAACAAUCACCCUAUUGGUGGAGAAUAUGGGACGAGUGCAUGGAGCUGGGAUUUAUCAAUAUAAUCACACUUUCAAAGGGUUAUGGCAAGGAAACGUAACUAUCAAUCAAAGAAACAUCUACGAUUGGGAAGUUGUGCCUCUGGAACUGAAGAAGCAAUGGAUAAAUGAACUGAAAGGAUGGUCUGAGUUCAGUACUGAAUCUUCAGGUCCAGGAAUGUACAAGGCAACUUUGUCAAUUCUUGAAGAGCCCAGAGAUACUUAUAUUGAUACAAGAGGCUGGGGCAAAGGAAUGGUAUUCGUCAACGGAUUUGCUUUGGGCCGAUAUGCAGCCAUCGGGCCACAAUUUGCUCUGUAUCUUCCAGCACCAUUUCUAGUCAACGGCGACAACAGCAUAAUUUUCUUCGAACAUUUCAGUGCGCCAGCUGAUGGCCUGAUUGCGUAUACGGACGAGCAAAUUUUCAUCAAUCCGACUUGAGCACAUUUUAAUUAAUUAACCCUAUCAUAAAGUGUUUGGUUUGGA
Molecule: messenger RNA, 2057 nt
Organism: Dendroctonus ponderosae (mountain pine beetle)
Lineage: Eukaryota; Metazoa; Arthropoda; Insecta; Coleoptera; Curculionidae
Product: beta-galactosidase-1-like protein 3
Exons: 8
Coding region: 36-2012 (658 amino acids)
Biological process (GO): carbohydrate metabolic process
Cellular component (GO): vacuole
Molecular function (GO): beta-galactosidase activity
Source: RefSeq, a predicted model, not a curated record